AUGGUGUUAGAUAAGAAGCUGUACAAUUUCAUCGAUCACAAGGAACGGAGCAAUAAAGAACUAGGGGAAGACCUAGGAUCUACAACAAUGAAAGCGUUCGCCUUCGAACAAGACGACAGCGCGAAACAUGACAGGAAAAGACUCGAUUAUGGUUCUGCACGCCAGCGUCAGAGGCGGCGGAAUGAGGACAUGAGGGACAGAAAGUUUGAGACACAAGUCCCACGUGGCAAAGCACUCAAAUGGUGGAAAAAAGGCAACUCAGACCAGGAGGAGCCUCCGCUUCAAUCUCGAAAAAGGGCGGACUACGUUGGACGGAAACGCUCGACUUCAGCUAAGGCGAUGUGCGACUGGAAGGUGCAGGGAACAGAGGAACAUGUAGCGAGGUUGGCGGAGAACGCGAAAGAAUGUCAACGACGAAGAUAUGGUUUGGAGAGCACUGCAAAAUACUUUGCUAGCCUGGAGGAGAACGUCGAGCGUCAACGAAGAAGACGUGAAAGGAAAGCACUAAGGAUCAUGUUUCUAGGUGUAGGGAAAUGCUCUGACUCAGCGAAGAAGACGCGCAUUGGAAAGAACGGAGGAACGAGUGAGUAUAUUGGAGGAAAACGCACAACGAUAGCGGAGAAAACGUGA
This is a messenger RNA of Haemonchus placei, 630 nucleotides long. Lineage: Eukaryota; Metazoa; Nematoda; Chromadorea; Rhabditida; Trichostrongylidae. The record is from the annotation of a GenBank genome assembly.